ACUCCAGUUGAAAAAGUCAGUUGGACUUGGACCAGCAAACAUCGGUCUGAUCAGCUGCGAUCAACGGUUAUUGCCUGGCCAUUUUUCAUCUCAAUCGACAAAACUUUCAGCAAUGAGCAUUUCGUGUUAGCAUUUUUAAUUUUCCAGACAUUUAAAACCGUUUUUAAAGUUUUGUUUGGCCGUUUUUAGAUAGCUUUUCAAUUGUUAACACAAUGUCUGCUUUUGGAGUGCACGUUGACCAAGAAAAUCAGCAAUUGCAUGGCCGCGAUGGAGGCAAAGGCAUGCAAAAUGUUCAAAAACGGCCUGUUUUGGGAGUGAUUAAUACGAAUACAGCUAAGGGACAAACUAGAAGAAAUGACGGCAAAGGCGGUGCACCAGACAAAGCGCAACCGAAGAAAACAUUUACUGUGCACUGCGACAGCGAUGUGGCAGGCGACAGCAAAGCUACGCAGCGACCGGCCGCGGCAGUCGCUAAGCCUGUCGCAGCCAGCGGUCUCGUGCUGCGAGGCGGCAAGAAGCUGGACGCGGUGGCGACUAAGCCGGCUGCGGCUUCCAAGUCGGUCGCGGCUGCGGCAGCACCUAAGCCGCGUUUGGGACUGAGAGCGCAGCCUGCGGCCGCUAGCGGCGCUGCGGUUGCCGCCGCUAAGGUCGCCGAACCCGAAAAAGAGGAGAAACUGAAUCUGUCUUGUGUGGUUGCUGUGCCAAGACAACCUCUGCGGGACUUGCAGGUGGUUAGUGGACUUGCAGCCGCUCGCGAGGAAGAGCCAAUGUCCGAGGACAGCUUUGUAGACUCGCCGAUGAAUGUGGAUCGCUCACUCGUGUUGUCGCCCUGCACUCCAGUCCUGUCAACCCAACCCUCUGCUAAGCCCACUGCUGCCAAGUUGGCAAGCCUCAUUUUUGACAUCUACGAGUAUCAGCAGGAUAUAUUCGACUACAUGAAGAUUGCUGAGAUGCGUGCCAGAGCUAAGCCGUACUACAUGCGUCGCCAACCGGACAUCUCUUACUCGAUGCGCUCGACGCUGGUGGACUGGCUGGUGGAGGUGGGUGAGGAGUACAAGCUGCAGAAUGAGACCCUCUACCUGGCAGUCGGCUUCAUCGACCGCUUCCUCAGUCAGAUGUCGGUUGUCAGGGCCAAGCUGCAGCUGCUUGGCACCGCUGCUAUGUUUGUUGCCUCUAAAUACGAGGAAAUCUACCCGCCAGACGUGACAGAGUUUGUGUUCAUCACGGACGACACGUACACAACUGCUCAGGUGCUGAAGAUGGAGCAUGUCAUCCUGAAAGUGCUGGCUUUCGAUUUGUCAGUGCCCACUACACUCGCCUUCAUCAAUCACCUGGCCACUGUCUGCCAGCUGUCCGACAAGACUAAGCAUCUUGCCAUGUUCCUAUGCGAAUUGAGUCUGGUUGAGGGUGACCCAUACCUGCAGUUCAGGCAGUCGUUGCUGGCGAGCGCGGCAAUUGCGUGCGCGCGUCACUGUCUGCUGGAGGAGGAGAGGGGAGGCGAGGAGGUGUGGCCUGCUGACCUGGAGUCGGCCAGUGGCUACUCGCUCAAGCAGCUGGCGCCGUGUAUGGUCUGCCUCAAUGCCACCCACGCCAAGGCCACCACCAGUCCACAGCAGGCUGUCGUCGACAAGUAUAAGGUCAACAAAUGGCACAACGUAGCGGAAAUUCCUCACAAACAGCUCUCUGUUGAGGAGAACAAUGAAGAGGUCAUUCUAGAUCUUUAAAAAAAUUAGCCGAAUUUUUCGAACUUGCAAAUGAACUGUUGAAGUUGUGCAACCUUCUCUCGACAAUCAAACACAAUUCGUUUGACUAUUAUCAUUAUUCUUCUUCACAACAAACGUUAUUGUUGUAGACUUUUUCAUUAGUUAUCAAUAUUAUUACUUGUUCAUGGCUUGCAAGAUUUGAUUUCGCUUAGCUGUUUUUUGUUUGCAUUAAUGUGUAUAUUUUUGUUUUCAUCAGUUUUACUGUUUGCAUUUAUGCUGAAGCUGUAAUUGAGCUGCAUAAGACAACAAUAAGUACAUAAGGCCAGUACUAUUUUAAAGUAAACCGAUUAACUACUGCUCUGCUGUGACAUACGUUUUUAAAGCAGCAACAUACCUAAUUUUAAAAAUAGAUUUCAAACGACACUUUCAUUUACCGCAGACUUUAUGACGGCUUUAAGCUGAUCUGUGUUUAUGUUUUAAUAUUUUAUUGUUGAGCUAUUAGCCUAAUAUUUGUUCUAAAUUUUAUUCCAGUAUACCGAUGUUGAUAAAACUUGUUUUUCUUUUUUGGGAAAAUGAAAUAGAUAAUUUCAGCUACGUGCAUAAUGUUUAUAAAAGUAAAACUGGCUCUAUACAAGAAUUUAUUUUAAAUCUCUACAAACCUUUACAUAUUUUAAGAAUUUGAUUUACUUUCAAUCCUACAUUUACUUGAUUUUCUAUUGGAACAAUGCACAUGAAAAUAGAAUGCAACCAUACAUUUCCUUUUAUUAAUCAACUCAUUUUUUCUCAUUGAAAUGUUCCCAGUGAUUCUGCUAUUCAAAAUAUUGUUGAAAAAGAGUUAUUGUUACGAUAUAACGUUAUUGUAAUAAAACAGCUUUUCCAUUUUACAAUAAAACAUGUAAGCGCGCAAUAAAACUAAAUUUUGUAAAAAACCUUACUAAAUUUUUAUUCAGUGACAAUAUUUAUGUAAAUAAAACGUGUAUUUUUGUAAUAUGGCUCAAUGAUGCCUGUGAUAGAAAUGGAAUUUGUGAUGUAAUCAAUAAUACUGACAUUUGAAAGCAUUAAAAUUUACUCCAAGCCAGGAAGUAGAAUAUUUUUAUACUAUAACAUUGUGUUUUAAAAUUAAAAAUAACACUUUUUUCUGUCGACUGACUCGCUUACAUUGAAAUGUAAUACUAUUCAUUAAUAAUUUAAAUGUUCAUUCGUUGUAAUUUUUUGUAUUUUGAAACUCAGGGUAAUAGUAUUAAGAAAUACACGAAAAACAUUGUCAAUAAAUUGUAAUGUUUGAACUCAAUAAAGAUAUUUUAGUAAAUU
Molecule: messenger RNA, 3014 nt
Organism: Nilaparvata lugens (brown planthopper)
Lineage: Eukaryota; Metazoa; Arthropoda; Insecta; Hemiptera; Delphacidae
Product: cyclin-A2-like
Exons: 7
Coding region: 213-1724 (503 amino acids)
Biological process (GO): regulation of cyclin-dependent protein serine/threonine kinase activity; mitotic cell cycle phase transition
Cellular component (GO): nucleus; cytoplasm; cyclin A2-CDK2 complex
Molecular function (GO): cyclin-dependent protein serine/threonine kinase regulator activity
Source: RefSeq, a predicted model, not a curated record